This is a messenger RNA of Procambarus clarkii (red swamp crayfish), 540 nucleotides long. The record is from RefSeq and is a predicted model, not a curated record. NCBI's taxonomy places the organism in Eukaryota, Metazoa, Arthropoda, Malacostraca, Decapoda, Cambaridae.
AUGAAGGAUGAACACUGCAUCAAUAAUACAUUUUUCCGCAAAUCUUACGAUCGUCUUCCAGAUAAGGAGAGAGGAGUUAACAGAGGUAUCAGAGACAUACGAUCUCCAACUCCUGUGCUCAACAAAAUUAAUGGCGCGGCGGACAAUGCGUUCAUAUUACGAAUUCCGCCAAGUAAUGCACUUCCUGGCGGGAUGGAACGGAGGGCAGUAUCAAUCUCUAUCUCUCCGGUUCUUUGUAUCCGCAAUACUUCUCUAAUAGUACCCACACCUGAGGUUGGUGACCCAGCACCCACACCUGAGGUUGAUGACCCAGCACCCACACCUGAGGUUGAUGACCCAGCACCCACACCUGAGGUUGAUGACCCAGCACCCACACCUGAGGUUGAUGACCCAGCACCCACACCUGAGGUUGAUGACCCAGCACCCACACCUGAGGUUGAUGACCCAGCACCCACUCCUGAGGUUGAUGACCCAGCACCCACACCUGAGGUUGAUGACCCAGCACCCACACCUAAGGAUGAUGAUCUCGAAUCCUCAUGA